Messenger RNA from Leptosia nina, 759 nucleotides. Lineage: Eukaryota; Metazoa; Arthropoda; Insecta; Lepidoptera; Pieridae. The record is from the annotation of a GenBank genome assembly.
AUGCUUCGAAUAGCGGAGUUAUCUCAUAGCGUCUUGAGCCCGAUGUCGUUUCGGGUCGAAUACAAGAGAGGUUCCAACGCGCCCGCCAUGUUUCAACGGCACGUGCGGUUUCAGGUCGACAUAUCAACAAUUACUAAAGCUCCAGGAGAGAACGGGAAGGAAUAUCUAUACGCUAUCACUUUUACUCUACUAUCUGGUAACAUUCGUCGUUUUCGUCGCGUUUGCGAAGUGGUGCAGGCAGCUGUUUGUAGGGCGCCGGGGGCGUCUCGGGCUCCGGCUAUACACCCCCCUUCUCCACGUGCGACUAGGAGAAAUAUACAACCGUUGAACGCAAACGAAAUCCCAGACAGUCCGGAGACGCCGCAGCAUCAAGAACAGGAUAGCGACUGUUCUGUCUUCGAGUCUCACACGCCUGGCAGCCAAACCUCCAUAGAACGACUGGAUCAAAACGGUACGCAUACAUUGGGGUCAAAUUCAUCUGUAGCUAGCGGGUCAAGUGGAUAUAAGCAGGGGGUAAGAUGUCGCCGCGCCGUAGAACCGGCUUCCGCUUCGCUUGACCACGAAAUUAUGAGUUGCGGCCGAGACUUGCCCGGUACACAUACAAAACGAUCGUCGUCAGAGUGCAGGGACUCAACGUCCUCGCCCCGGCGGGGACUCGAAUCUCGUGACUCGUCUAUAAAAGACGAACUCCGACGAAACAACUCGUUGCGGGAAAACCGUACACACAGAGGUGACGUCACGCCGACGUCUAUCGCGUGA